Trachymyrmex septentrionalis is the source of this 2937-nucleotide messenger RNA. RefSeq names its product ankyrin repeat domain-containing protein 13C. The record is from RefSeq and is a predicted model, not a curated record. Gene Ontology annotation, cellular component: cytoplasm. Gene Ontology annotation, molecular function: protein binding. Lineage: Eukaryota; Metazoa; Arthropoda; Insecta; Hymenoptera; Formicidae. Bases 953 to 2302 code for a protein of 449 amino acids. The transcript is spliced from 10 exons.
UACGUUCAUCCUCAUGAACGUGUCGCCAAUUUUAAAAUGAGUGUAGGCGGCGAUAUUGAACGGUGAUUUUUUGCCACCGUAGGUCCCACCAGGUGCAAACUGCAAACGCCGGUGUGGCCGCAUUACGGGCUUGUCUGCAAGUAUAGAAACAUUCUGUUCAGUGUACGUUCAGAAAAUAUAAUAAUUACGCGCCCGCCGAAUGUAGCUCAUCGAGCGCAUAACAAUCGUUGAGCAUGUCCCGGAGUAUUCGGUGAGUGAACGCCAUAUUAUGAACCGAAUAGCUUUCUCGGACGAUCGCUUUUCCUUCAACGUACGUUGGCGUUUACUCGGUUGCACGAUCGCACGAUUUUCCAAAUAUGUAACGCAAAUGUAACGAGGCUCACGAGGGUUAAGAAUUGCGACCUGUCAUUCGGACUCCGUCUCGUGUACGCUGCCAAGUUGACGUCCUGCCUGGGAAGAGCGGUUAGGCCUCAAAGUAUACACAUACAUAUACACACGCAUUUUGCGUUCGCAUUUGCCGUACAAGUGCUCAAGUGUAACUAACGGGAACGUGGAGCGAUAAAUUUUUUAGAAGAAUUGAGGAUAGACGUAAUUGGAGCGAGCAGGAUCAUAAUGUUGAAUGCGAUUCCCACGGAGGCGCCAAGGUUUGAAUUGACGGAAGUAUUGUUGUUUAACACGAGGAAGUGUCGAUAAAGGUAUUAUAGAUAAGAGAGGAGAAGGGGAAAGAAAUAUGACAAUUACGUAAAAGUAUAUCAACAAAAGUGUUAACAUGCCAAGUCGCAAGCUCGCCGGAGGGCGAGACUUGCGUGCAUUGUGAUGCCUGUUAACGUUCGGUUAACGUCAGUAAAUCGUGAUGUUCCGCGUCGACGUCAUGCAUUACACAUGUUGUAAUACGAAACGUCAAAGUUUGUGUUCAGUUCUGCCGUUUUAACGCGCAUGAUAGGGAUCUCGGAUGCCGAUGAUCAUGGCGCAGGAGAAUGAGGAGUAUCCGCUUCACAGAUGUAUAUUUCAAGGGGACGUGAAGACGCUGAAGAUCUUGAUUGGUACACAUGAUAUUGCUGAAAAGGAUAAACAAGGAAACACACCUUUGCAUUUAGCUGUGAUGUUAGGAAGAAAAGCAUGUGUUCAAUUAUUGCUUACACACGGGGCACCUGUAAAGGUAAAGAAUCUAGCUGGUUGGAGUCCAUUGGCCGAAGCAAUUAGUUACGGAGAUAGAAUAACCAUAUCAUCUUUAGUACGUAAAUUGAAGCAACAAGCAAGAGAGCAAAUGGAAGAAAGAAGGCCGAAUUUAGUAGCUGCGUUGCAUCAAAUGGGUGAUUUUUAUAUGGAAUUAAAGUGGGAUUUUCAAAGUUGGGUACCUCUAGUCUCGAGAGUGUUGCCGUCAGAUAUAUGUAAGAUCCACAAAAGUGGAGCUUCAAUUAGGAUGGAUACGACUCUUGUAGAUUUUAAUGAUAUGAGGUGGGAGAGGGGUGACAUAUCUUUCAUCUUUAAUGGUGACCAAAAGCCUAGCCAUUCAUUGACUGUCCUCGACAAUAAAGCCAAACUUUUCCAAAGAGUGAGAUAUGAGGAAACAGAGCUUGAAAUAGAGGAUGAAGUUGAUAUUCUUAUGUCUAGUGAUAUUAUGGUAGCGCAAAUGUCUACUAAAAGUAUCACAUUUUCUAGAGCGCAGACAGGAUGGAUUUUUAGAGAGGACAAAAGGGAAAUGGUAGGCGCUUUUCACGCUGAUUUUUAUCAAAUCAAUGGUAUGGUAUUAGAAAGUAGAAAACGUCGUGAGCAUUUAAGCGAGGAAGAUCUUCAAAAAAAUAAAGCCAUUAUGGAAUCCCUUACUAAAGGCAGUUCUCAAGGAUUUAAAAAUGGCGAGCCUCCUGUGAGAAGAGCAUCGUUGAAUCCGCCACCGAAAUCGAAUAUAACCUGGGAUGAAUACGUCGUCGCUCCACCUGGUCAGUGUCCACUUCUAGGAAGAAAUCUCGUUUAUAAGGAAAGUAGUAAAUCUUUCAAAGCUACUGUGGCAAUGAGUCCAGAUUUUCCCCUUACCGUCGAUAUGCUACUCAAUGUUUUGGAAGUGAUCACGCCGUUUAAGCAUUUAAGCAAGCUACGCCAAUUCGUACUUAUGAAGUUGCCCCCUGGAUUCCCAGUUAAGAUUGACAUACCGAUUUUGCCUACAGUCACUGCUAAAAUAACUUUUCAAGAAUUUGCCUUCCGAAAUGAUAUAGAUCCAGAAUUGUUUCAAGUGCCAUCAGACUACUUCGAAGACCCAAUGAGAAAUUACGAUUUCCUGACUUAUGACGCUUCGACAUCCUAAUAUUAAUCAAGAUCCAGCCUAGUUGGGGUCUGUUUUCUUCUAUGCUAGGAGACAAUCUGGCUUUCGUGAUUUCAGGCAGUCUGGGAAACAUCUACGCGAGCCAUUAUGUUGUUCAUUGAAUAACUUGUCAUCUUUUGAUCACACCUAACAGCGAAUCAUAUAUGUCGAAUCAUACAUGUUCGAUAAGGAAGUAAAACUAUAGAAGACAAAUCUGCACUAAAUUCAGAGAAACUUGCAUACUAUUUAAUACCUAACUCGAUCAAUCACGUUUGUCUACUUAAUUUGCGAAGCAUAUAUGUAUAGAGAUAAAAAGAUCAUUCGUAUGUUGUGCUGCACUUGAAAAAGUAUAUACUAUUAUACAUACAAUGAGUGAUAUAAUCUGAUAUUUCAAAACAUCACGUUUGGAAUUUCCACCUCUUGACUCUUUGUGAAUUAAAUUAAUUUUUUACAAAAAAUUUUUCUUAAAUUCAUAUCAGAUCAUGCAUUGGAGAUUAAGAAUCGCAAAAUAGAGAUUAGAAUUUAACCAAUCAAAACAAAGCAGGUUAAGAUUAAAGUUAUAUCUUUUAAAAAAAUUUUAAUCUCCAGUUUACAAUCCUCAAUCUUCAAUGUCUGAUUUGAUUUAUGGACUUUACGAU